Solenopsis invicta (red fire ant) is the source of this 687-nucleotide messenger RNA. Its product is annotated as E3 ubiquitin-protein ligase cblA-like. Lineage: Eukaryota; Metazoa; Arthropoda; Insecta; Hymenoptera; Formicidae. The coding region runs from base 19 to 681 and encodes 220 amino acids. The transcript has 6 exons. The record is from RefSeq and is a predicted model, not a curated record.
UUGUUAUUUCAACUUUUCAUGUUAAAUUUUAUAGACGAUAAUGACGAUGACGAAAUUUGUGCUGAUUUACAUACAGAAGGAGCUAUAGAUGAAGUGCCAAUUAAUAACAUUAAAAUUACACAACGAAAUAUCCGACGUCGAAAACGAACUCGGAGAUGCACGUAUAAUUCCAAUGAACUCGAAGUUGCAACUAUUGACAUUGAAGACAAAAAUCAAAGCACUAGUUCUCUUUCUUGUUCAGAAACUAACAAGAAUAAAAAUAAAUUGGAAGAUAAUAAUGAAAAUUGUUCUGAAGCACAAAAUCAAGGAGCAUUUAAUACAGCAGAAGCUGCGGAAGUUGACGGAAAUAAAGAUACCGAAGAAAGUACUGAUGAUAAUGAGGAACAAGUUUAUAACGUUCCUUAUGAUGAUUAUAGCUAUUGGAUUAACGAUGAGAAUAUAGAGGAAGACAAACAAGAAACACCAUUUCUAUCUAUUAAGAAUAUAAAAUCAACUGUGACUACAAACAAUUUAUAUGAAGAAGGAAGAUGUAUUAUAUGCUUAAGUGAAAAAUCUAAGAUAGCUUUUAUACCAUGUGGUCAUUUAUGUUGUUGCAAAGACUGCAUACAAAAAUUGUUACAAGAAAAAUGUCCUGCGUGCAACACUCCAUAUAGUAAAUACAUCCUUAUAAUAACACCAUAAUAUGAC